AUGCACGGUACUUUGCAGAAUUUUAAUUCUCAUUCGAGGGCAGGUCCUUUGAAAAUUGAACUUUCUGGUGUUCAUAUUAGAUAUUAUAAUCAUUCUGAUUUUACUGAUCUCAUAAAAAUUGGAGAAAGCGGAAACGUUUAUCAAGCUAAAUGGACGGAUUAUCUUGAAAAAAUUACCUAUAACGAAGAUAAUUCAGAUAAACACAAAAUGAUUUAUGAUCUUAAUUUGCAUUCUGCAUCUCGCAUUUGCCAAAAAAAUGGCCAAGAGUUUCAAGAAUCUACCUUUGGAAUUGGACAAUCUGUUGUAUGA
Molecule: messenger RNA, 309 nt
Organism: Scutellospora calospora
Lineage: Eukaryota; Fungi; Glomeromycota; Glomeromycetes; Diversisporales; Gigasporaceae
Source: the annotation of a GenBank genome assembly